AUGUCUCUCUCUGGAUCGGCCUUUACAUGGCUCACGACGUUGCCAGCCAACUCCAUAAUAUUCUCGGCCGAUCUAGAGAAGCAGUUCCACCAGUUCUUCUACUCUGGUAUAGAAGAUAUGAAGCUAACUGAUUUGACCAAUUUGAGACAAAGGAAUAAUGAAUCGGUCGCUGCCUUCAUUCGGAGGUUCAGAGAUGUCAAGAACCGGUGCUUCAGUCUGGUUCUGUCUGAUCAGCAGCUUGCAGAAGUUGCUUUUCAAGGACUCUUGCUGCACAUCAAGGAGAAGUAUGCAUCUCAAGAGUUCUACAGCAUCAGUCAGAUGGCUCAUAGGAUGACGAGGGAGGUUAAACCGUAUGAGCAGAAGAGAAGCAACUUUCAGAAGAAAGUUAAUUUUGCUGACUACUCAGAUGCCUCCGAUUCAGAUGAUGACCAGAUGGUGGGAUCAGCUGAGUGGGUUCAGAACAACAAAGAGCCCAUCUCAUGUCUAUUUGGUAACAAAGAACCCGAGAAGUAUGGGUUUGAUAUUACUAAGGCUGACAAGAUCUUCGAUCUGUUGUUGUUAGAGGGACAGAUUAAGCUGAAACCAUAUCACAAGAUCCCGACAGAUCAGGAGUUGAAGAACAUCAAGUACUAUAAGUGGCAUAAUGCAAUAUCUCAUGACACAAAUGAGUGCAAAGUAUUCCGUCAGUAG
Messenger RNA from Panicum virgatum (switchgrass), 690 nucleotides. RefSeq lists its product as uncharacterized. The record is from RefSeq and is a predicted model, not a curated record. Lineage: Eukaryota; Viridiplantae; Streptophyta; Magnoliopsida; Poales; Poaceae. The transcript has a single exon. Bases 1 to 690 code for a protein of 229 amino acids.